CACGGCCAUAUAUCCAUAGUACUUAUUUGAUAACAGUUAAAAAAAUAAAAAUGUUCUUAAAAUUGCCAUUAACUAUGCAACCAACCAGCUGGAUGCAUAACAAUUCAAUUUAUGUUAAAUAAUUUGUAGGUAUUGUGAUUGUAAAUCAUUAUUUAUUGUAUGGUAUUUAAUUAAAACAAGAUCUAUCGACCAUGAAGUUCUUGAAUAUCAGAAAUAUAUUUAAUUUAUGCAAUAAAACGUUGUGGCCUAGUCAAUGUUUUCAAUUAUCAUUUCUAAAAUGCGAAUUUCCAGUGUGUCGUCAUUUAUCUACGACGGCACCAGGAGUUCCUAGUACAUUGUUGAACAAUUUGGGUGUACGGUCAUACUUGGAUAAACUCAUAUCCGAAGAGUAUUCAGAUACCAUGUCUAAACCUAAGGUGUCUGCCUUGAUAAACACUAUACGUUUAUUAAAAGUCGAUUUAAAAUCACUUUAUGAGUUUGAUACAGGUCAAUAUAAUAUAUUACUAUUAUUAUACAAUAUUAGCUUAUUACCUAUUCAAAUAUAAAACAAAUUUCUGAAUUGAUACUUAAUAGUACUAUGUUUGUUACUCAAGAAAAGGAAAAUGACAAAGAAUUUUGUACACAAUUACAAAAAGAGAAAGGGUCACUAGAAGAGCAAUUGAAAGAACUAGAACUGGACGUAUGUAUGAUUUUAUAUAUAUUUUGACUUUUUAUCAAGGAAAGAUUUGUUACUUAAAAUAUUUGUUUUUGUUUAUAACAAAGUUAAGCAUUUAUUGUUGUACCACAUUCUUUUAGACAUGAUAAUUAGUUUUCAUUUUAUAAAUAAAUUAUUGUUAAUAUUUUCUAUAUUUAUGGAGAACAUUUAAAAUUUUAAAAAUUGUAAAUAUUUUUAAAUUUGAAGUUCGAUAAUUUUUUUUUAUUUUGUUACUGUCUUAUGUUUGAUAAAAAUUUAAAAAAUUGCCUCAAAGAAAAAAAAUAUAAACAAAUACUACUUUAAAAAUGUACCUUAUUAAUUAUCUACUAUUAUUAAAAUAAUAAUCAAUUUUUUUUUAUUUCAAAUAUUUCAUUGAUAUUUUAAAUAUUUUUGUUCAAUAAAAAGCAAAUUAUUAAAUACAAUUAAAUACAUAUUGGAUUUGUAACAUUUUAAUCAUAUAUGAAUUGUAAUCUGUGUUUGUAAAUAAAUAUACCUUAUAAAGAAUUAUAUAUUAAAAUAUUUGGUAAGUUCAUAUGAAUUGUAUAUGAUUCAAAUAUUAAUUACUUAUAAAAACAUUAAAAACAAAAAUGAUUAAGAUUUUGUGAAGAAUUAAAAAUAUUUUGAGUUUCUAAACCUUUGUACAGAUAAAAUUGUACAAUUUUUAUAAUCAUUCAGUAUUUUCUAGCUUUUAAGUUGUUUGGUACCAAACAAUGAAAUUAAAUGUGAAGAUAUAAUGUUGGAAAUAACAGCUGGAGUUGGAGGUCAAGAAGCCAUGAUUUUUACACAAGAACUUUUUGAAAUGUAUAGUUCUUUUUCACACUAUAAAGGAUGGCAAAGUGAAAUUGCUGAUUAUAUCCAUACUGAUAUGGGUAAUUUUUAAAUAAACAAAAACAAAUCAAUUGAAUAAAAUUUUAACAUCAAUUUGAAUUAUACUUUAGGAGGUAUACGUCAUGCAUGCCUAAUGAUAUCAGGUAAUAAUUGUUAUCGUUUACUGCAACACGAAGGUGGUGUACACCGUGUUCAACGCGUUCCGAAAACAGAAAAAUCUGGAAGGAUACAUACAAGUACUGUGACAGUGGCCAUUUUACCCCAACCAACUGAAGUAAUUUAUUAAAUUAAAUAAAAAUAUAACUAUCUUAUAUUGAAUAAUUGGAGUAGAAACAAAAACAUUAUAGGACAAACAGUUUUUAAACCAUUUGUUAUAAUAUAUUAACCGAUCAUUGAUUACAUUACUUAUAAUAAUUUAUUUUAAAAUUGUUGCUAACUGUCUCAAUAUGUAUAUUAUUAGAUUUUGAGUGGAGCGAAGAAGCUUAUGGCUUUACAAUAAUGUUAAUAUUUUUUUUUUUUUUAUCUGUGAACAACUACCAGCAAUUUUGCUCUGAUUUACAAUGAUAGCACUUUUUCUGAAAGGAAAUUUGACUGGAGUGGUUUAUUAGAGAGGUAAUUUUUUGAUUUUCCCAGGAGUUUUUUCAAUAAAUGGGAAAACAUAAAAAAAAACCCGUGAGAACAAGAAGAACAAGAAAAUAGGUACAAUAUUAAACAAAUAUUUAAGAAAAUGUUUAAUGCAUAUUUAAUUAUUUUACCAUAAUAUGACAUAUAUAUUAUAAAUUGUUGACAAAGCGACACUAUCAACUGAACUCCGCUCAAAAUCGUUUAUUCGUUAGCAAUGGUAAAUAAUUGCUUAUAGAUAUACAUUAAAUUUCCAUCUAUAUUUUACUUUUCCAACUUUCCACCUACAACAGUGGCUGCACCCAACUUUUUUAAUUCAAUCUUUUAAUUUUAGCUAGAAGUUGUGAUUAAUGAUAGAGAUUUGGUUAUAGAAACUAAGCGAGCAAGUGGAGCAGGUGGCCAACAUGUCAACAAAACUGAUAGUGCGGUUAGAAUGCACCAUAAACCAACAGGUUAUAUAUCUCAUAUAAAUAUAAUUAUUUUUCCCAAGUACUUGCUACUUAGUAAUCAUGUUUUCAAAAUGUAUAUUGUAUUAUCAGGUGUUGUAGUUGAAUGUCAAACAGACAGGUCACAAAUUAAAAAUAGAAAAAUAGCUUUACAAAAAUUAAGAGUGAUAAUUUAUCAAAGGCAACUUAAAGAACAACAAUUGUUCACCAAGUCUGCCCGGAAACAACAGGUAAAUAUUAUAUUGAAUCAACUGUUUUAACCAAAUUUAAUAUGUUCCAUUUAAUCAGGUUGGUUCUAGUGCUAGAUCAGAAAAAAUUAGAACAUAUAAUUUCAAUCAAAAUCGUAUCACAGAUCAUCGUUUAUGUCAAAAUUUUCACAACUUAUUGGUCUUUUUAGAAGGUGGAGAAUAUUUGGAUAACAUAAUCAAUAAAUUGCAAGAAAGAUCAAAUGAAAUACUAUUAAAUGAGUUUAUUGAAAGUAUUUCUGAAAAAAUAUAAAUGCUCUUUAACUUGUAUAAAAUGAAAAUUGAACUAGAAUUAUUUUUUUUAAAAUAAUUAUAAUUUAAAUAAAUAUAAGAAUAUUUAGUAAUAACAGAGUAUUGUAUGAGUUAAGAUUUGUAUAUAGGUGCAUUUAGAUUCCUAGAAGAUCUGACAUUUGAAAUAACUUCUUCUGAUCAAUAUAUUAGUGUUUUUUCUUAAAAUAAUUUCUUAAGUGUUGGCCAUGAUUCCUUUUCUUUAUAUUUUUCAUAUUAUUUUAGAUUCUAAGCGAAGUAUUGGUUUUACAAUGAUAUAUUUGUUUAUUUUUUUUUUUUCCUGUGGACAACAUUUCUACCAUUAAUUUUUUUUCAAUUUAUAAUGAUACCAUUUUUUCGGAAAAGAAAUCUUGACUGGGGUUAGGUACUUUUUUAAUAUUCCUUUGAUUUUUAAAUAGGAAAAAAUAGAGGAAAACAGGAAAAUUUACGAAAUGUAGAUAUUAGGAAUAAAACACCUUGAACAAUUUUAUUUGACAAGUUUUGAUAGAAACCAAAAGAACUUAAAUUACAUUUCAAGUUCAGGUGUUUAUGGGAAUCUGCAAUUAAACCUGUGAACGGGAUUUGAGUUUUUUAACAAGUUUUUUGUACACAUAGAACACCAUUUAAGUAUGAGAUUAUGAUGUCUAUUUCUUUGUUUUGUGUGCGUAGAUCUAAUUCUUCAUGUCAUUAUGUUUUUGUUUUAUGAAGGCUAUUAACCAAUAUAAAACUGGUUGGUUGACUAUCAUGAGAGUGAGAUAAGCUAGCGAACUUGGACCACACAUUCUUAAGCAAAGGCCUUAAUUUAGGAAGUGGCAAAUGGCAAUAAAAACAAUUAAAAUUAUUGUACAUUUCAACAAAUUGUGAAAAAUGAAUGAUUUAUUAUUAGUAAAUAUUUGUUAUACCAAAAUUUUGUUUUAAAAUAUAUUUUAUAUUUUGAACGUUAAUUUAAAAAAAAAAAAAAAUACAAAUAAAAGAAUCAUAACACAAUGUUCUAGUAAUAACAAGGAAAAAACUUUAAAAUAUUGAACAGAACAAAAGUUAUUUCAGCUACUUACCGUUAAUUGCCACUAAAUUAUUAAUUAAGAGUUGAAAUAGUUAACAUUUAUUACUUUUUAUUAUUACUAAAUAUUUGCAUAUUUAUUUAAAUAAUUAUUUCAUUUACAAACUUAUGGUUAGAAUAAAAUAUUUAAUACUUGGACAAUUUUUUCAUAGAUUGGGUAAUAACUGUCACCUACGCACAUAAUAUAGGGUUAAUUAGAAUAUUAUAUAUAUAAAAAUGUAUGAUAUUUCUAAUGAAUAAUUUAAUAAGUUAUUGUCUUAGGAAGUGUUGUAAAUUGGACUAAAUUCUUCUGAAGUUUUAAUUGGUAUUCAGUGUACAUAAAUAUUAGUUUUUAGUUUAAUUUAGAAGUAUAAGUCUUAGAUCAUAGUUAUAAUUGUAAAUAAAAUCUUUAGAUAGAUUAUACAUUGUGUUAAUAAAAACAUUAUAUUAAAUGUUCUAAACAAUAACUGAAUUUUACAUAUUAUAUUGUUACCACAAUGUACGCCUCUGAUGUUUAAGUUCCUAUUUUAUAUUAUAAUCUAAUAUUCUGAUUAAUAGAAUAUUAAAUUAAAUAUAUUGUUGAAUGAUAAUAUUUUGAAUUGAUUAUAAUAAUAAAUGUUUGUAACACAUGUUAAAUUUUAAUAGACGCAAUAGACAAAACAUUUAAUUUAAAAUAAAUAAUUAUUACAAGUAAUUAUCGAAACAUAAGUAGGAGGUUUGAAAUUUUGAUUUAAAAAUAAAAAAUUAUAAAAACCAUAUAAAAUUGAACAUAUAAAAAAAAAUGAAUAAUGAUGGCGUAAUUAUUGUACCCUUGCCACAUUUUUUUUCAUAAAUUAGAUGCUCCUGAAAAACAAAACAAAUUAAAAAUUAGGUUAAGUAUUGAUAAAUUCAAUUUUUUAUAGCUUUUCAUUGUUUAUAAUAAUUAAAAAGUUCUACUUACAUCAGGAUGUGUUUUUAUGCAAGCAGUUUUAGGUCUACAUCGUGGCAACCUGUUAGAUGCUUUAUGACAACUCAACGAAUUAUUAAAGUUUUCAUAAGUGACUACUUCUUGUGGCACUGUAUCAAAAUUGAUAUUCUUUAAUUUGUCGGUCAUGCAUCUAUCAUUAACAACCAAUAAAAUUAAAUUGGUAUUCAUUAUUUUACGCACUUCAAAAGGUCUGUAAUAAAUGAUAUAAAAACAUAAUAUGUGCAAACAGUGUAUUUUAAACAUGUAUAAUAUAAUUUACAUAUGACAUGAAUUUUUGCGGUCGAUAUUAUCUAGCGUAUUCAAAAUUAGUGUGUACAAAUCAACUACACGGUCACAAGUUUUUGGACGAGUACGGUUUAUCAUUACGUAUCUUAAUGCUGCUUCACCUUCUAACUUAGAAUUACUUUGAGUUCCUACAUACUUGUUAUUAUUUACUUCUUCGUCAUCUUGAUAGUCUGAUGCUAAAAACCACAAUAUUAUGACAUAAAAUGAGACAUUUAGGUAAUAAUUAUUAAAAUUAAAAAUAUAAUUAUACUAAACUGCUUUCAAAUAUGGCUUGAGCCUGAGACACCAUCCACUGAAAAUUAGAAUUAGCAGCCAACCAUAACACACGUCCUAUUAACCAUCCUAUUAAAUUUUUGAAAUGGUGUAUUGGCUAAAA
This is a messenger RNA of Cinara cedri, 5768 nucleotides long. Lineage: Eukaryota; Metazoa; Arthropoda; Insecta; Hemiptera; Aphididae. The record is from the annotation of a GenBank genome assembly.